GAGACUGAAAACAAGGUUUACUCAGAGCAGAUGCAAUGCGUGGUCUUCGACUGAUUUAUAUUUUUACUUUAUUUGCAUUGACAGGAUACUUUAUCUUAGUUUUACGCUUUUUCUAUAUUAGGACACAUGCACAAGGACUAUACAGAGGGUAUCUGUAUGAUAGUAAUGUGUUUCCUGUAUCAAGAGACGCAGAUGCAUGGCCCAGUAAACAGAAUAUGAACUCUAGUUCUCAAGUAUUCCCUUUGAGGUAUAAUGAACCAAGGAACAUCACGGCAUGCGAGCCUCGAAAGCACAUCGUCUAUCUAAAAACUACCAAGUGCUUUUCAACCACAUUUCAUCAUAUUAUGAAGCGUUUCGCGCUCAAAUACGAUCUGAACAUCCUGAAGCCGAAAGCUAAAGGGCAUUUUUAUCCGACGAAACCGCUCCGCCCGAGGCGGAUCACCAAGGAAGAUGCCCUCUACAAACCCAGAAUGACAUAUGAUAUGAUUGUGGAUCAUAUGGUAUUUGACUACGAUGUCGUCAGUAGUAUGAUGCCGUCAGAUUCGUUUUAUGUCGGAGUUGUCCGAGAACCUUUUUCUCAGUUCACGAGUGCCUACAACUCAUUCUCUUUGUGGACUAAAUUUAAUGUCCAAAUUGACGAAUUUCUCAGUGCCCCAGAAGCGUACUGGAAACAACACGUGCGGCAAAGAGAUAGAGCGACUUACGCCAGAAACAGUAUGAUGGCCGAAUUUGGGUUUCCAGACGAGAGAGAAGAUCUUAGAGAUAACGAACCCUUCAUUGAACAUUACGUUCAUUACCUCGAUUCCAAGUUCGAUUUUGUGCUCGUUACGGAGUAUUUUGACGAAAGUUUGAUCUACCUGAGGCGUCUUUUGUGUUGGGAAAUGGAAAAUGUGUUGUACGUGCCGGGAAAUGUCGGAUCGUACACGUUUGAACCAAAGACCGUUGCCAAGUCGUCUUUUUUGUUGACACACCAAAAGUGGAGCAAAGCAGACUAUUAUUUGUAUCGCCAUUUUUUGGCUAAAUUCAAAGAGACUCUAAAGCAUCAAGGGCAAGAUUUUUUUGACGAAGUUGAAAUAUUCCGCAAAGCCCUGAGCAAGAUCAAUAAAUGUGGCGGCGUAGAAUAUGUCAAAAUAAAUGGAACGGGCUCUCGGGGUCGCACUUAUUCUCGACACACAAAAAUAAACUGCAUACCAGGUGGCAUCUUCAUCCCCAUAUCUAGUACAUGAAUGGUGGACAUUCUUAAAAAGGAAUAUGUAAAAAAGGCAGUACAAAAUUAUUUAUUCACUUGUCCGCAAAUAGAUAAGUAUCA
Lingula anatina is the source of this 1309-nucleotide messenger RNA. RefSeq names its product galactosylceramide sulfotransferase. Gene Ontology annotation, biological process: glycolipid biosynthetic process. Gene Ontology annotation, cellular component: membrane. NCBI's taxonomy places the organism in Eukaryota, Metazoa, Brachiopoda, Lingulata, Lingulida, Lingulidae. Gene Ontology annotation, molecular function: galactosylceramide sulfotransferase activity. The record is from RefSeq and is a predicted model, not a curated record.